Messenger RNA from Oldenlandia corymbosa var. corymbosa, 4009 nucleotides. Lineage: Eukaryota; Viridiplantae; Streptophyta; Magnoliopsida; Gentianales; Rubiaceae. The record is from the annotation of a GenBank genome assembly.
GAACUAUUAUAAAUAAUUGAGAAUGAGGAGCGCGCUCCUUAUGGAAAUCAAUUAUUGUAAAUGGUUAGGACUUUGGAUAUGAUGUUAGCGUCACAACAUACGAAAAAGAUGAAUAGGAAGAAGCAGCUGAUCAGAUCAGUCGCAUUGAUUUUCAGGCACGCCGAUGGUGUCGACAAAGCUUUGAUGAUCGUCGGGUUCUUGGGAGCUGUUUGUGACGGUCUGGGAUUGCCGGCGGUGUUCUUUGUCACCGGAAGUAUAGUCAACGUUCUCGGCAAUGCGGAUUCCUUACCAACUCAAGAAUUCAGGGAUAGUAUAAACAAGAAUGCGCUGGUUCUCUGCUACGUAGCAUGCGGGCAGUGGAUUGCUUGCUUUCUUGAGGGUUAUUGCUGGGCGAGAACAUCAGAGAGGCAAGCGUCAAGUAUGAGAGCUGCAUAUUUGAAGGCAGUGCUUAGACAAGAAGUGUCUUACUUCGAUUUGCACGUUACAAACACAGCCGACGUCGUCGAGAGCGUGUCAAAUGAUUGUCUUCUGAUUCAGGAUUUCAUAAGUGAAAAGGUUGCUUAGUGUUGUUUUCUUCCCUUUUAGGCUUUACUAAAUCAUCGAUAUUGAUUUUGAGUGUGUAUGAACCAAAAAAAACAGGUAACCGUGUUUUUGAUGAACCUGUCGACUUUUGUUGGCGCUUAUGUUGCAUCAUUCUUGAUACUCUGGAGACUAGCGCUAGUUGGAACUCCAUUUGUAUUACUUCUGGUUAUACCGGGUUUGGUGUACGGCAGAAUUCUGAUGGGCAUUUCUAGGAAGAUCAGGGGAGAAUAUAGUAAGGCCGGUACAAUCGUAGAGCAAGCGAUUUCUUCCAUCCGAAUUGUUUACUCCUUUGUUGGAGAGGCUAAAACUAUAGCGGAGUAUCUCAGUGCUCUUAAGGUUACACUUCAAUUAGUCCGACGACAAGGUUUUGGAGAAGGACUAGCUGUUGGUAGUAAUGGCAUCAUCUUUGCGGUCUGGUCUUUCUUGUCUUAUUAUGGUAGUCGAUUGGUUAUGUACCAUGGUGCUGCUGGAGGAACAGUUUAUGCGGCUAUGGUUUCUCUUGUAUAUGGAGGAUUACCGCUAGGUACUUGUUUAUCUGACUUGGAAUACUUGUCGGAAGCCGGUGCAGCAGCUGAACGCAUCAUGGAAAUCAUAGAAAGAGUGCCCGCGAUUGAUUCAGACAACAUGGAAGGGGAAAUCCUAAACACAGUCAGGGGAGAAGUUGAGUUCAAGCAUGUUAAAUUCGCGUACCCAUCACGAGCUGAGAACUUGGUUUUGAAGGAUUUUAGCCUUCGAUUCCCUGCCGAAAGGACAACUGCGCUGGUUGGAGGGAGUGGUUGUGGAAAAUCGACAGCUAUUGCUUUGCUCCAAAGGUUUUAUGACCCGAUUGGCGGCGAAAUCUUACUUGAUGGAGUACCUAUUCACAGGUUACAACUCAAGUGGUUAAGGUCACAGAUAGGGGUAGUGAGUCAAGAGCCGACCCUUUUCGCAACAACAAUACGAGACAACAUACUGUUUGGCAAGGAGAAUGCAUCUCUUGAGGAGGUUAUUGAGGCUGCAAAAGCUUCCAAUGCUCACGAUUUCAUUUCUCAAUUGCCUCGCGGUUAUGAUACUCAGGUGGGUGAGAGAGGGGUUCAGAUGUCAGGAGGGCAAAAACAGAGAAUAGCCAUCGCGAGAGCCAUUAUUAGAUCUCCCAAAAUCCUCCUACUUGAUGAGGCCACAAGUGCACUUGAUUCCGAAUCAGAGAGUGUUGUUCAAGAAGCUGUACAUAAGGUGGCUGAGUGUCGCACUACCAUCAGCAUAGCUCACCGGCUUUCCACCAUCCGAAAGGCUGACUUCAUCGCUGUUGUCCAAAAUGGCCAACUGAUGGAGGCCGGUUCACAUGACGAGCUCAUUGAAGAUACAAAUGGUAUAUACACAUCCCUUGUUCACCUCCAAAAUACCAAAACAUGCAACCAAUUUCCUAACAAAAACAAAAACGAAAUCAAUACUCGUGUUGCAUUGGCUUCAAAAAUAAGUUAUAACAGAUCUAGUUCAGAUAGCUCUGUAGCUACAACCCAUCAGGCAGAGUAUGUUACAAUUUCCGGGGAUGAGGUGUCCCCGUCCCCCUCAAUUCGAAGAUUAUUAACCAUGAGCUUGCCUGAAUGGAGACAGGCAUUGGCAGGUUGUAUAAGUGCUAUAUUUGUUGGUGCUAUCCAACCACUUUUUGCAUAUUCCAGGGGAGGAAUGACAAUGGUGUACUUUCUGAAAGAUCAUGGAGAGAUCAAGAAACAGACUGAAAGAUAUGCCUUUGGUUUUGCGGGGUUGACAGUGUUCUCAAUCCUGGUCAACACAUGCCAGCAUUACAGCUUUGCAGCUAUGGGGGGAAACUUGACAAAUAGGAUUAGGGAAAGGAUGCUUUCAAAGAUCCUCACUUUUGAAAUUGGAUGGUUCGAUCAAGAUAAAAAUUCAACCGGUGCUAUUAGCUCUAGACUCGCGAAAGAUGCCAACGUGGUGAGAUCAUUAGUGAUAGAUCGAAUGGCGCUGCUCGUCCAAACGAUUUCGACAGUGACCGUUGCCGGUGUCAUGGGGUUGAUUAUUUCAUGGAGGGUAGCAUUAGGCAUCGGAGCUGUUCAACCCGUCGUUAUCAUUUGCUACUACUUGAGGAAUGUGCUACUCAAAACCAUGACGAAAAAGGUCAUCAAAUCCCAAGAAGAAAUUACUAAGAUUUCAGCCGAAGCAGUCACAAAUUUUCGAACUGUCACCUCAUUCAAUGCUCAAUCGUUAAUUCUUCAAAUCUUGGAGAAAGCCCAAGUAGAACCCCGACAAGAAAGUAUUCGGCAAGCAUGGUUUGCUGGUGUUGGCCUCGCCACGUCCUCCGGGCUAUUGAAAUUAUGUUGGGCUCUCUAUUUCUGGUACGGGGGUAAGCUCAUGGCAGCAAGUUCUCUCGGAGCAAAAGCUUUUUUCCAAUGCUUCAUGAUUUUGGUGGACACUGGUCGUGUCAUUGCUAUUGCCGGAACAAUGACAAAAGAUCUGUCCAAAGGAUCCGAUACCAUGGAUUCGGUAUUUGCUAUCCUAGAUCGCAAUUCCUCAAUUGAACCCGAAGAUUCGACAAAAUAUAAACCCGAAAAGAUCAAGGGCCAUAUUGAGUUAAUGUGUGUCCAUUUCGCAUACCCCUCCAGGCCUAAUGUCCUGAUCUUUAACAAUCUUUCACUCAAAUUUGAGCCAGGAAAAUCAACAGCACUGGUAGGAAAAAGCGGGUCAGGCAAAUCAACCGUGAUCUCCUUAGUUGAGAGAUUUUACGAUCCACUGGAAGGAGUUGUGAUGAUUGACAAGAGAGAUGUGAAAUGUUAUCAUUUGAGAGCAUUAAGAAAACACAUUGCACUUGUGAGUCAAGAACCAGCUUUGUUCUUAGGUAGCAUACGUGAAAACAUUAUAUAUGGCACAUCAGGGGAUAUUGAUGAGUCAGAGAUUAUUGAGGCUGCCAUAGCAGCCAAUGCUCAUGACUUUAUCACUGGGCUGAAAGAUGGAUACGAUACAUUGUGCGGGGAUAAGGGCUCGCAGCUAUCUGGUGGCCAGAAACGACGCAUUGCUUUAGCUCGUGCCGUGUUGAAAAACCCGACAAUACUGAUGUUAGAUGAAGCAACGAGUGCGCUAGAUAGUCACUCAGAGAAGGUUGUAUUGGAUGCACUUGAAAGAGCGAUGGUUGGAAGGACAAGUUUGGUUGUGGCACAUCGGCUAAGUACGAUUCAGAAUUGUGACACAAUUGUUGUUUUGGACAAAGGUGAAGUAGUGGAGAAUGGCACUCAUUCUUCUUUGAUGGCUAAAGGUCCGAAAGGACCCUACUUUUCUCUUGUUAGCCUCCAAACAACUAUUUCCUAGUAGGUUAUAAUAAUACUAUAAAUUUUUCUAGGUACUAGGUAAUAAUAAAUUUUCAAGUGUAUUGACCGCUUUGAAUAUGGAGGUUUUUCCUACAUAUUUCCCUCUCAUACAACUCAUUCCAUCAGUC